Messenger RNA from Ochlerotatus camptorhynchus, 1234 nucleotides. RefSeq lists its product as uncharacterized. The record is from RefSeq and is a predicted model, not a curated record. Gene Ontology annotation, molecular function: nucleic acid binding. Lineage: Eukaryota; Metazoa; Arthropoda; Insecta; Diptera; Culicidae. The transcript has a single exon. The coding region runs from base 153 to 1226 and encodes 357 amino acids.
CGUUCAGUCGCGACAAUGUGGUUUGACGUGUUAAUGUCAAAGUUCUGUCAUUACUGUUGUCACCAGGUGGAUUUGCAAAUAAAUAAUGUUUUUUUUUGUUAGCUUGAUCCCAUCGCACAAGAUUUUUGAUUAAAAAUUGUCCUCUAUUUAAUAUGAAGCCAAACACAAAAUCUAACAUAAUUAUUCAGAAUAUUCGUGGUCAACACGCCAGCAGUAACACGGUUUAUCAUGCGCUUUACGGCCAUUAUUUUCUCGGGAUAUCGAAGAAGGAUCUUAGUAUCAUUUAUGGAAAAUGCCGAUCAACUAUUUACGAGUGGUUCUUCAAGUACGAGCGAGAUGGAAUUUUCCGAAGGAAGCAGCGCCUGCAAGUGUUUAAGAAAUUCAGCACCGAUAUGCGUGAUUGGCUUGUCAACCUAUAUCAAAACGAGCCUUUCUUGUUUUUGGACGAAGCGAAACAGCGAUUCCAACAGCGAUUUCUGCUAUCGAUAAGUGUGUCAUCUAUUUGCACAAUAUUGCAUGAAUCUGGAUUGACCUGGAAGACUAUCGAAAGAAGGGCUAUCCAGAUCAGAGAGGAUGAGAUAGUCCGGUUUGUUAAGGAAAUGCUUGCAGUUCCAUGGGACUUGUUUAACCUGGUUUUCCUAGACGAGGUUAGUAUUGACAAUAAGGAUAUGCUGCGCAAAAAAGGCUACGGAGUUGUUGGCCAGAAACUUAUUUAUCGCGGGGAAUUCUGUAGAAAGCCUAGGGUUUCUUUCUUAUGUUUUCUAGGAAUCAAUGGUAUGCUAGAUAGUUUCUGGACGGAAGGAACAUUCAACCAGCAUAAAUUUUUCAGAUGUUGUCGAAACUUUGCUAUAAAUAAUCCCCAUGUACAACGGUAUCCUGGGUUUCACUCUAUUUGGGUUUUGGAUGGUGCUCGCAUCCAUUGCGACGCCAAUAUCAUAAGAUAUUUUCGCUCUAUUGGCAUCAUACCGAUAUUUCUACCACCAUAUUGCCCAUUUUUUAACCCUAUAGAGAUUAUCUUUGGCUUAAUUAAGGCGUACCUUAGAAGGAAUUACCGAGAGACUGGCUCCAUUUUGAAAGAAGUUUGUGCAGCUAUGAGUGCAUUCAAAGUCUAUGAGUGUAAGCAGAUAUUCGAAUACUGUGGAUACUUACCUGGGGGCGUUUUUCUUGCAGAAAAAGGUCUGGACCAAGACCCUAAAUAUAUGGAUUUCAAUAUUAUUCCUGAAUGAAAGUCAUG